Molecule: messenger RNA, 1176 nt
Organism: Amblyraja radiata (thorny skate)
Lineage: Eukaryota; Metazoa; Chordata; Chondrichthyes; Rajiformes; Rajidae
Product: SUN domain-containing protein 2-like
Exons: 7
Coding region: 189-1013 (274 amino acids)
Cellular component (GO): meiotic nuclear membrane microtubule tethering complex; nuclear envelope
Molecular function (GO): protein-membrane adaptor activity
Source: RefSeq, a predicted model, not a curated record
AGGCAAGUUCCUUGUGCGUAUACAUACUUGGCUAAUAAAAUUAUAUUGAUUAUUAUUAUUAUUAUUAUAGGUUGACAGAUGAACAGAAGAAGCUACUAACUGCACUGGCGCUGCUGGAGGAGCAGCUCAGCCAGACACGGCUGGAGCUGCAGACUGCACGUGCGGGCCAGAAGGACGUGGACUCCAGCAUGCAAGCAUUGGAAAACAAAAUUAAAAGUAUGACUGAUGAUACGGCGUUGCUCCCACUGGUCCACAAGCUGCUCUUUGGUUCAUCACAAGAUAGCACAGGGGAACCACUGACAGCACAGCUGGUGAAGCGCAAGGAACUCGAGGCCCUCCUUGCUGCCUUGGAGAAGAAGGUCCUCUCAGAUGCAUCACUUUACCCUGGUCCUGCAAUGGAGACACACUCGGCAGCUGUCAGAGCAGGGAUUAUGAAGGAAGUGAAAAGCAUUGUGGAGCAAGCCUUGAAACUGUACAGCGCUGACAGGGUUGGAUUGGUGGAUCAUGCACUGGAAUCUGCUGGUGGCAGUGUGAUCCACACGCGCUGCACAGAGACGUUAGAGACCAAGACUGCUCUUCUUAGUCUGUUUGGCUUUCCACUGUGGUACCAAUCUCGGUCACCCAGAGCUGUCAUUCAGCCGGAGGUUCAUCCUGGGAACUGUUGGCCAUUUAAAGGUUCCCAAGGCUUUGUUGUCAUCGAGCUUGCUGUCCGGAUCAGGCCUACAGCCUUUACCCUAGAGCACAUUCCCAGAUCCAUUUCUCCUAUUGGAUCAAUUAGUAGUGCCCCUCAAGACUUCUCUGUUUAUGGCUUGGAUGAUGAAAAUCAAGCCGAAGGGGUCCUAUUGGGACAAUACACGUAUAAUGAGGAAGGGGAUUCCAUCCAGACGUUUGAGGUGCAGAAUAAAGAUGCUGCCGUUUACAAAUUCACUGAACUGCGGGUGAAUAGCAACUGGGGCCAUCCAGAAUAUACUUGCCUCUACCGGUUCCGUGUCCACGGAGAACCAGCCAUGUGAUUCUGGAGCUCGGCUGCCCCGCACUCUACAACACGAACAACCUCUACGUAAUCUGAAUUCAAAGUUGAUUUCCAGCAACAAUGUCAAUUUCUGGCAUAAAUGUUUAUAGUGUUUUAAAUUAUUUAUAAUUAUUUUAUAUUAAAUAUAUUUAGAAUGAAACAUC